UCAAGGGGAAUCAAUUCUUACAAGGAGCCUAACAUAAUCUGCACCAGUUGAUGGAUUCGAGGCUGUCUGAGGCUUCUAAAACAGGAGACAUCCAGCUCUUGCACCAGUUGAUGGCAGAGCAUCCACUUCUGCUCCAUAACCUUGCCCUAACUUCCAUCGAGAACCCGCUACAUGUCGCUUCGCUUGCCGGACACGUAGAAUUUGUUCAGGAGAUCGUGAAGUUGAGACCAGCUUUUGUGCAUGAAAUGAACCACGAUGGGUUCAGCCCCAUGCACAUCGCGGCAGCCAACGGGUAUUUGGAGGUUGUAAGGGAGCUGCUGAGAGUUGACCCGAGACUCUGCCGGAUGAAAGGAAGAGACCAAUGGACUCCUCUUCAUUAUGCUGCUGCUAGAGGGAGAGGUGAUGUCGUCGGAGAGAUGGUUUUGGCUUGCCCGGAAAGUCUCGAAGACGUUACUCUGCAUGAGGAGACUUCGUUGCACCUUGCUGUUAAUAACUGCCAGUUUGAAGCAGUUAAAAUUUUGGUUGAGUUGGUCAUCGAACUGAGGAGGGACAACGUUUUGAAUAUGAAGGACAAAUAUGGCAACUCAGUUCUUCACGUAGCAACCUGGAAGAAACAACACCAGGUGGUGGAAUGGAUAGUUGGCAAUAGAACAACUCCAAGUGCAUUGGAAGUAAACAUUGUAAACCAGAGUGGUCUAACACCUCUUGAUCUGCUACUAAUCUUCCCGAGUGAAGCUGGCGAUAGGGAAAUUGAAGAGAUCCUUCGUGGUGCCGGAGCUUCGAGAGCAAAAGACAUACACCAUACUUCCUCUAAUUGUCCCAUGGAAACAAAUACCCUUCAGUUGCAGCAGCCAAAAGACCCAAUGCAAUACUUCAAGUUCAAAAAGGGCAGAAAAUCUGACGACGAUCCAUACGCCACGGUGCUGCUAGUUGUCGCUGUACUAGUGGCCACCACCACCUUUCAAGCCGGAAUCAGCCCUCCGAACGGCGGUUUGCACUACACCACUGGAUCAAAUAAGAAUGGGAUUGACUGUGGGAGCAAUGGUUUAGUAGUUGUCUAUAUGUUUUUCAACACGAUUGGAUUUUCGGUUUCGCUUUUCAUGAUCGACUUCCUCACGCGCAAUUUCCCUCUGCUGUUUCAGCUUCGAUUUUGUAUGGUGAUGAUGUACGGCACGUACACCGUAGCAGUUAUCAGCACUGCACCGAAAAGCAUGCUGCUCUGCAUCACUUCGUCAACUCCAUUAUUUGUAGUGAUUUUACAGUUGUGCUGUUGUAUUAAUUUUAAGGUGCCUUGGCAAAACCUAAUAGGCUCUUAGGCUCUCUUACGAAGUUAGUUAUUUUCAGGCAUGUUAUUGCUAGCUAGACAGCUUGUUUAUAGGUCAUUUGCUUGCCCCACAAAUAAAUUGUGCCUCUUAUCAAAAGAUUGUUCUAUA
This is a messenger RNA of Pyrus x bretschneideri (Chinese white pear), 1433 nucleotides long. Its product is annotated as ankyrin repeat-containing protein BDA1-like. Bases 51 to 1316 code for a protein of 421 amino acids. NCBI's taxonomy places the organism in Eukaryota, Viridiplantae, Streptophyta, Magnoliopsida, Rosales, Rosaceae. The record is from RefSeq and is a predicted model, not a curated record. Gene Ontology annotation, molecular function: protein binding. The transcript has 2 exons.